Solanum dulcamara is the source of this 363-nucleotide messenger RNA. RefSeq names its product protein RALF-like 22. The record is from RefSeq and is a predicted model, not a curated record. Lineage: Eukaryota; Viridiplantae; Streptophyta; Magnoliopsida; Solanales; Solanaceae. The transcript has a single exon. Bases 1 to 363 code for a protein of 120 amino acids.
AUGGCGACUAGGUCAAGAUUGGCGGUCUUGCUCCUGUUGACAACCCUAGCUAUGGCCAUGGUAGCAGAGUCGUCGUUCUCACACUUGGACUCUACCACCAUAGCCUUUGUCCAAGGGAGCAAUGACAAUAUUGAACAUGUUGGAGACAUGUUGUACGAGGAUGAAGAGAUGAUGAUGCCAUCCGAAUCAGCUCGGAGAACACUCAACACACACGAUCACAUCGCGUAUAGAGCGAUGAGGGCGAAUCAAAUCCCAUGCAACCAACGCGGUGCAUCUUAUUACCACUGCAACCGCAUGUCGAAGAUUAAUCCUUAUAGACGUGGUUGUCAAAGAAUAACUAAUUGUGCGCGCAGAAAUAGUUAA